Neurospora hispaniola is the source of this 1912-nucleotide messenger RNA. RefSeq lists its product as uncharacterized. Lineage: Eukaryota; Fungi; Ascomycota; Sordariomycetes; Sordariales; Sordariaceae. The transcript has a single exon. Gene Ontology annotation, cellular component: BLOC-1 complex. Bases 275 to 1747 code for a protein of 490 amino acids. Gene Ontology annotation, biological process: endosomal transport. The record is from RefSeq and is a predicted model, not a curated record.
UUGAAAACUACCGUACAACAUACUUACAUAUACAUAUCACGCUGGACGGCGGCAGGUGUCAAACUUGCGCCUACUUGGUUCUGCUUCUGCUUAGCGUCUGCUCGAUUCAGUGGCUGGUUUUAUCGAUGCUGAAAGAGAGCUGGCUUCAUUUUAUCUUUUUCCAAACCCGAUCUGAAUUCGCUUUCCCGGCCCACCUACAUGGGAUUGCUAUCACUUAUACGCACUUCCCAUCACAAUCACUGAUGAGUGACAACCAACGGAAAACAAUCACAAGAUGUCUCGACCAUCUCGUCCCAACUUCCUCCAAUCAGCCCGGUCUGCUCCGGCCCCGGCAUCAGUAACCAACACCAAUGUCACCGCGGCCAUGGUAUCCGCCCCCGGCGACAUUGACAUUGACAUUGACAGUUCCGAUUACCACCAUGACACGGAACACAGACCGGGUCCAGGUCCGGGAUCAGUAACAGCAGCACCAUCAACAACCGGUUCAACAACCACAACAACCGGACGCGCCUCUUCAGCCUUCUCCCUCCCCUUCUUCGCCGGCUCCUCUUCAUCAAAGCGAUCAACUGCUCCAAGUGUCUCUUCGGUCUCAACAGCGCCGCAACCGCUUAUUCCGGUUCCGAAUGUUCAAGCCCACGCUUACACCGGGCAAUCAGUACCGGUGGCCUCCUCAACUUCAGGGACAUCUUUGCGAACGACAACCACGGGAUCAUCUACUUCGACGAGUACCACCAUCACUACCACCACCACCACCACCACUACCGCCGCCAGGAAACCAGCACCUACUUUCCCUCCCCCCUAUCCUCCUCAACCCCAUCCCCAUCCCCAUCCCUCCUCCCGAACUUCCACUUCUUCCCAAACCCACGGCAACCUUCCCUCCCCCGCAACCCCUCGCACCCCUACUGUUCCUAUCACGCCUACUGUUUCUAGCACCACCACCACCACCACCACCACCCUCCCAACAGCCCAAGCGAGAACAGCCGUCCUCGCAUCCAUCUCCAACCUCCUAGAUAGAGAACUCACGGGGCGCGCCUCCUUGCUCCACCAGAACCACAACGCCAUCUUGAAACAAGAGCGCGAGAUGAGCAAAGCCGUGGAGAGUUUUAGGAAAGAAAAUGAUAAGUUGGAGAGAGUGGCGCGGGAAGGGACGAAAAGGCUCAAAGAGGUGGGGGACGUGCAGAAUUGGGCGGAGGUUUUGGAGAGAGGGUUCUUGAGGAUUGAGGAGACGAUUAAGAGGGCGAAUGGAGAAUAUGAAAGUGGGAGUGGGAGUGAGUGGUCUGGGAGUUAUGGGUCUGGGGGUUAUGAAGGGUCUGAGAGGGGGGACGGGAAUGGGGAGGGGGAUGGGGAUAGUAAGGAUAGGGAAAAUGGAACAGAAGAAGGGGGUGGUAAAGAUGAGAGGGUUGGGGAUGGUGGUGAGAGGAAAUUAGAGAAUGAUGGUGGAGGUGAGGAGGAGAAUGGGAUAGUGCGGGGUGGAAGUGAGAAUAAUGGUGGGGCAAGGGCCGCUGAGGCAGAGGAUGUCAACGGUGAUAAGAGAGAAGGAGAGGACAUAGAAAGAGACGAUGAGGGGGAUGUGGUCAUGGUUACUGAAGAUGAUGUCUAUGAGAGACAAACGAAACUUGACAAGGGGAAAGGGAAGGCGGUCGAUGACACGAUAUCAUACCCCUCGAUGGGGCCUCUACCCCGAUCACCGGAACCCAAUGGCUCCGGAGACACACGGUUUCUGAGUUUGACACCUGCGACUGUAUGAGUUCCCUUUUGUUUGGAGGGUGUUUAACGAUGUUACGAGGUCAUGACCUGAGAGAUGCCCAAAGAAAACCUGAAUGAUGAUGAUACUUAAGUAUAGGGACUCGUUCAUCUUGUUACAUAUUUCCAUCACCAAUUUUUAACCUAACACCCUAUAACACACGAGUUU